AUACAAACGAAAGGAGGCUCAAAAGGGUUGAACCAGCCAAUCGGAACAAAAGGAAAAAAAAAACAGGCAGCGAGAAUGAAAAACAGAAAGGGGAAGGGAGAAGAGACAAGAAGAACCAGAGCAGAAAGACUGAGAGGCCUCAGACAGAGGAGGCAAGCAAAGGGAAGCAACAGAAACAGGGGAGCAAACAAUCAAAGGGGAAGCCUCCGAAACACCCGUACUCAAAGGGAUAGCUGCAGGUCACUGGAAGUGUGCAUCAAGGGUUUGGGUGUUGAUUUGUCAAUGCGUGAUUAGCUAGCCACUGGCGUCCAUCUUCUUUACUGACUUUCCCCAUAGCAAUAGGCCACUCGAGCAUGGACUUGAGAGCUUUUCUGGAAACUGCAACAACGCCCUGCUAUUGUCUUGGAAGAUGCGUCGGUUUCUUUCGAGCCAUAACUGCCAAAGGAUAGCAUGAAGUGCGUUGUGAAUAAUCCAGCCGUCAACGGUUUCAGGGGGGCGCCCUGCCACUCAUUCACCGUUGAAUACACAUCAGCACGUGGAUUGGGGAUUCUUGGACUGACAGCUCUGAUUAUCUGCCAAACCUCUUUGCUAAAUGCACAAACAAUGAAGAUAUGAUCGGUAGUCUCCUCGUCUUUUCCGCAGAGAACGCAUCUGUUUGCUAGAAAGAGUCCUCUAUUCUUUAGGUUGUCAAGUAUCUGAAGUCUCUUGAGGGUGGUGAGCCAUAUGAAGAUGCAGACUUUGGUUGGAAUGGUUGAUUUCCAGACAGAGGAAGCGGGGAAGUUGGGGAUUCCAGGGAACCUGUUCUUCACAAGGGAUCUAUACAUAGAACGAACAGAGAAAGGGUUGUCUGGGUUUGGUAACCAAACAAUCCGACUAGGCCCGCUUGAGACCCUUUGAUUAGCAAAGUUGUUAAGGAACUCAAGCAAAGAAAGUCGUUCCAUGCUGCAUCUGUUUCCAAUGGAAAGUCGCUCCAAUUUGAAGAGACCAAGAGAAAUAAAACGGGGGACAAUGCCGGGUCGUCUAAAUCUUGGUUCAACCAUGAUUGACGAUUUUUCAAUGGAAAUUUUAGCACAAGAGCAUGUUUGAUGUAAAAAAUAGUAAAGGGGCAUGUUUGACAAAACGUAAUAGUAGAUUGACAUAUUAUACCUAUAACUCUUAUUUAACCGUUUGUGCGAAUUUUCUUUGACAUGUUGCUAAAGAUAUUGGAAUGGGGAAGUUUCUCUUCAAAUUCUUUCUAUGUUGAAAAUUAAUGAUCGCUACAAGAAAAUCAACAUUUAGUUAAGGCUGGAAAAAAUAAAGCGCACCACUUUAAAAUUUGUGGAUCAAAACGUACCUUAUAGUUUGGUCAUGGCCAUAGACUGUCAAUUCAAGCUUUUGCAUAUGUGGAGGGAACUGUCUCCAUCUCAGUCAACCAACCCAUUUCCUCACAUUAAAAAAAACACCACAUUCAUAACCAUUUUCCAUCACCAAAGACAACAAGCAAACGAAGGACCUAAUAAUCUAUGUAUAUAAAUACAUACUCAGGCCGGCCAUUUGAUUCUGCAGCUGGUUGGAGCAAAGGAAGCAUAACCCAUUUCCACAAGUUAACGUAAACCCACAGAGAGAGAGAGAGAGAGAGAGAGAAUGGGAAGGUCUCCUUGCUGCGACGAGGAUGGGCUGAAGAAGGGCCCGUGGACUCCGGAAGAGGACAAGAAGCUGGUGGAUUACAUACACAAAAACGGCCAUGGCAGCUGGAGAGCUCUCCCCAAGCUCGCCGGGCUGAAUAGGUGCGGCAAGAGCUGCCGGCUGAGGUGGACUAACUACUUGCGGCCGGAUAUCAAGAGGGGGAAGUUCUCUCAGGAUGAAGAACAGACCAUUCUCAAUCUCCAUUCCAUUCUUGGCAACAAGUGGUCAGCAAUAGCAAGUCAUCUCCCCGGACGGACGGACAACGAGAUCAAAAACUUCUGGAACACACACCUGAAAAAGAAGCUGAUCCAGAUGGGGUUCGACCCGAUGACCCACCAGCCGCGGACCGACCUGUUCGCCACGCUGCCUCAGCUCAUGGCCCUGGUCCAGCUGAAGGACCUCCUGCUCGACCACACCAGCAGCAGCAGCAACCCACUCGACCACCAGACCAUGAGGCUCCAGGCCGAGGCCCUCCAGCUCGCCAAGCUCCAAUACGUCCAGUACCUCCUCCAAUCCUCAUCCUCCACCUCAUCACCAUCACCACACCACCAACACCAAAACGGCGCCGUAUCAUCCGACAUGGAACUCAUCAACCUCCUCAAUUCUCUUCUUGGUCAAGUUAUGUCUUGCCCUAUACUGCAAAUAGAAAAGAAGAAAGUUGGUGAUAGAAUGUUGGACAUGACUGAAUCAAACCAGACGAAGGUUAAAGACAGAUUUCCCUCAUUUGAGUUCAAGUCCUCUCACUGCAAGGACAUGAUGUACACAAAAGAGCAGCUCUACAUUUCAAAGUCUCCCUCACUCAAAUUCUGUUCUGCGCACAACUUUGUGUCCCUUUUCUUCUCAUAUAGCAAACGUCCUCAGCUAUGGAAGGGAGGGGAGCAGCAUCUUGUGAGCUUGAAGUGUCUUGAUGCAAAGCAUUCCGAUUUGCUCUGGAUUCCGGAUCUAUCAAAGGCUCAGAAACUAGAAAGUUUGAACCUUGAAGGCUGUGCAAACUUGGUUGGGAUCUCAUCCAUUCAGUAUCUUACAAAGCUUCAGCAUCUCAACCUCAAGGGAUGCCAAAGUUUGAAGGGAGUUCCAAGUUUAAUCAGAUUGAAGUUGCUCAAGACAUUUGAUCUCUCUGAUUGCUCAAAUCUAACCAGGCUUCCUCCUUCGCUUGGAUGUCUACCAAAUCUCAGUGAAUUGAACCUCAAAAACUGUGCAAAACUUGCCAACCUCCCACGUAGUGUUAUCCACUUGAUGAAAUCUCUUGAAACUCUUAAUAUUUCUGGCUGCUCCAGUAUGUGGAAGUACAUUGGUGACUAUCAGGAUGGAGCAGUGCCCUCAUUAGCAAAGCCACAUUUGGGGUUUUCUGCCAUGCCUUCCACAGAAGCAAGACACCGGGAGAAUCUACCCAACAGCAACAGUGACAUUCCAGCUGAGCAAGUGGAUGUUGUUGCUGAAGGUUCACUAUCACAAGAUCUAUCAUUAGAUCUGAAAGACAUACGAGGAAAGAAGGCUGUAGAACGAGAGGAAGAAGCAUUUCCAAGAACUCCUUUGAUCAGUUCUCUACUUUCAGAACUCAGGAGGGCACUAUUGCUCCCUCCUAAUGUUGGUUCUUCCCAUGCUUCCACAUCUUCUUCCCACGAUAUCAACAUCCAGACCAUAAACCACACACAGAACAACAAAUCAGAAGCGGAGCAAAGUGAGAUUGCAACUCUUUUGCAGAUGGAAGAUCAACAACAACAACUAAGAAAUGAUGAUGAUCAUGACGAUGCAAAGACUGUUGAAACGAAGCCACUUUCUGCAGCAACCGAACCAAUUCUUUGCCAGGUGGAAGACUGCCAAAUCGAUCUUAGCGGGGCAGAGACUUAUCACCAACAACACAAGAUCUGUGAGAUUCAUUGCAUGGCUACUGCCGCAUUACUAGGCAAUAUCCUACAGCGGUUUUGCCACCAAUGUUGCAGGUUUCAUGUCCUCUGUGAUUUUGAUGAAGAGGAGAGAAACUGCAGAAAUCGGUUAGCGGGUCAUCAUCAAAAGCAACGGAGGCAGGGUAAUGCCGCUACUAUUGGUACCGGGGAAGAACAUUCAACUCCUGAAACAACAGAUUUGGAUGCCGAGAUCAACAUUGCCGAUUCAGAAGGUGAAAAUGAAAAAUGCUUGCUUCACAAGAGAAUCAAAACAGUGGAUCCUCCAGAGCAGAAUCAGCCAACGCUAGCAGUAGAGCAGCAGUCCUUCAACGAUUGGGAUGAAGCCAAUGCGAUUGGGGACAUUGAGGAUCGUGUUCUGGAAAUGAUUGAGCAGAUUUCGCGCUCGAAUUACGCCGACGAUGACGAAAAGGCGGCAGCAGCAGUGCCGGAGAGUGUGCUGGAUUUGGUAGCAGAGAUGGAACAAACCGUUCCUGAGACAGUGAGGAGCAUGAAGAGUGCCAAAGCAAAGGCAACAGCUGAUUCAGCGGAAUGGAAGGUGGCUGAUGCAAGGUUGGUUAUAGGAGAACUGGAGCUGAGAUUGCUGGACAUGGAAUUGACGAGGAUCUCCGAGGAGGAAGAGGAGAUUGAAGCUGAGCUUCAGCGAUUGAUGGAUCAGAAGAGAGAGCUGUCACAGCAGUAGCACUAGGCAAGUUAAAAUUCUCUUCCUAAGGUUAAUCAAGUUUCUGGACAGCCAAAUAAGACAAUCGGAAGGAAAAAAAAUCGAGAGCGCCAAGGAAAAGAAAAAGGGAGACGGAUAAUAAAUAAUAUUACCUAUCUUUCGAUUCGUUCUCCCGCAGGCUCAGCGCCGACGGCCGGAACUUCCAGAGAAGCAAUGAAUCGGGAAGCAUGGGUUUCAAUGGAAGGAAAUUCAGAAUUUGGACGGAGCAAACUACAGAGAUGGAGGAGAAGAAGAAAGCUGUUGAAUGCCGGUGGGGGUUUGCCGGGCUCGUGGCGGCAGAUUGACGGAGACGUUGUGGGCCUCGUUUAAUUGUUGGGCUCCUGUGGUUGGGCCAGCGAUGAUGAGGGGGCUAAGAUUAGGUGACUAAGACGGGUUUAUUUUUAAUAGGAAUCUGCUCAGUGCUAUUAUUAAUCAGAAGAAACAGUUACAUCAUCUAGUUUUAGCUGAUCAAGCAGACACAUUGGAGGUCUAUCAAACUAGACCUCCACUUCAUUCCAUCCCGUAUUGACAUGCGUCAUUUUAUGGGCUGCCUCGUUCGCCGUCUAGCUAACGUGUCGCCACUCACCUCCCCCAAUUUCCUCCAUCAGCUUACAUAUGCUUCGACAUAUAAUUCCCACUUCAGUAUGGGCGUCCCUAGCUGUCGAAAGCUUUCCCACCAGCGUAAGGCAAUCUGUUUCGAGCACUGGGGAUCCCAAGUGAUGUUGUCGCACCAAAAGGAGACCAAACUCCCCUGCUAGCGCCUCGCCCAUUUCCGGAUCUCCCCCCGUAUCAGAUUUUCUUCGCAGCCGCUAGCACAAAGCGCCCCAUAGCAUCUCUAAUGACCACACACAAACCCAAGACCCCAUCCACGACUCAUGCAUCAACAUUCACUUUGAUCUUUCCCAUUCUUGGUCGUUGCCACGUCUUCGUCACACCUGGCCCCGAUGAGGUCUCCAAAGCCUCCUGGUAUUGUCUAUAAUCAUCAAUAAAAGCUUGGGCGCGCACCACUAUUUCUUCUUCGGCCAACUUUGCACCAUUGAACAUAUGUGCGUUUCGUUCUUUCCAAAGAAACCAUAGCAAUACACUCCAGUCCGCGAACUCUUCUGCUGUUGCUACCUGAGCCACUCGUGCUACCCAGUCCAGGCAUCCCUUGUCAUCUCUCAUAUCAAACCACUUGGCUAAAGUUGAUGCACGCCAGAUCCGACAAACCCAGCCACACUCCCCAAAUAAAUGAACUUGUGUCUCCUUCAAAUUACAAAAAGGACAAGCAUCUCCUCUCCGCUCACUUCUCAUACUAACCUGGUCACCCGUAGCCAAAGAUGUUCUAGCGAAACGCCACAUAAAAUGGCGAACCUUUG
Linum trigynum is the source of this 5627-nucleotide messenger RNA. The record is from the annotation of a GenBank genome assembly. NCBI's taxonomy places the organism in Eukaryota, Viridiplantae, Streptophyta, Magnoliopsida, Malpighiales, Linaceae.